Messenger RNA from Elgaria multicarinata webbii, 3448 nucleotides. RefSeq names its product RNA binding motif protein 19 (gene RBM19). NCBI's taxonomy places the organism in Eukaryota, Metazoa, Chordata, Lepidosauria, Squamata, Anguidae. Gene Ontology annotation, molecular function: mRNA binding. The record is from RefSeq and is a predicted model, not a curated record. The coding region runs from base 107 to 3007 and encodes 966 amino acids. The transcript is spliced from 25 exons.
GAGCGCAAGAUGGCGGCGCCCAGUGAGCGGCGUGACUGCUGGGCAGCGGUUCUGCAUUGAAGCGGCUGUGCGGGGUUCUGGUUCCGAGAAAAGGAGUCUUUGCAACAUGUCGCGGCUUAUUGUGAAGAACCUGCCGAACGGGAUGAAGGAAGAGCGCUUCCGGGACCUCUUUGCCGCCUUUGGGACACUGACCGAUUGCAGCCUGAAAUUCACCAAGGAUGGGAAGUUCCGCAAAUUUGGGUUCAUUGGCUUUAAAUCUGAAGACGAUGCUAAAGUAGCCUUAACCCAUUUCAACAAAAGCUUCAUAGACACAGCCAAAGUCACGGUUGAGUUCUGUAAGUCUUUCGGGGACCCGCUGAAACCCAGAGCUUGGAGCAAACACUCCCCAAAGCCUCCGUUACUAAAGGAAGCUUCUGAAAAACCCACGAAGAGUUCAGGGCCUACAGAAGCAAAUCAAGAUAAAAAGAAGAAGAAUCAGGCAGUGGAGUUGAAAGAGCUGGAAGGAGAAGAGGCGUUUCAAGACUUCCUGGCGGUGCACAAGAAACGGUCUGAGGUGGCCACUUGGUCCAAUGACACAAAAUUGGAGGUGCCCAAGAAGAGCCCGGCUAAGCCGGUGGAUGAUUAUCUGAACUUCGAUUCGGAUGAGUCAGGGAGCCUCAGUGAGGAGGAAGCCGAAGAUCCAGAGGAUGGAAUUGCCCAAAAGAAGGAGAAAAGUUCCAAAGGGAAACCAGCAGCUAGCCAAGAGCUCUCGGACAUGGACUACCUGAGAUCGAAAAUAGUGAAGGAUGGGGAGUCUUCAUUGUCUUCUGCGGAGGAGAGUGAGACUGAGGAGACGGGCAGCGAGGAUGCUGCUGAAGGAGAGGAGGAGAAGGUAGAGAAACCCAGUCACAAGCGAUCCGCUGGUUCUGGUCUUACAAUGGAAUCUGGACUAGAUGGAAAGAUCAAGGGCCAGAGAGGUGCCACAGAAAACAAGACCCUGAAAGCCACAUCCCAGGUAAAGACGCCAGCUAGUGCAAACGAGCCCACCACGCCAUACACAGUGAAGCUGCGGGGCGCCCCAUUCAACGUCACAGAGCAAAACGUCCGGGAGUUUCUUGUGCCGCUUCGGCCGGUGGCGAUCAGGUUAGCCAGGAACGCCCAUGGCAACAAGACAGGUUACGUAUUUGUUGACUUUAACAGUGAGGAAGAGGUACAGAAAGCGUUGAAACGAAACCAUGAAUACAUGGGAGGACGGUACAUUGAGGUUUUCCCUGAGGAGAGCUUUGCAAAGAAAAAACUCUCCUCGAAGGGCCCGGGCCAAGCCUGGCAAAGGGCCAAGAAGGACGAUGAGGAGGAGGAAGAUCUCUCUGAGUCGGGGAGGCUGUUUGUUAGGAACCUUCCUUACACAAGCACAGAGGAAGAUCUGGAAGCCAUGUUUUCCAAAUACGGCCCUCUCUCUGAGAUCCACUUCCCCAUUGACGGUCUGACCAAGAAACCCAAGGGCUUUGCCUUCGUCACCUAUAUGUUCCCUGAGCAUGCCGUGAAGGCCUUUGCAGAAGUGGAUGGACAGGUUUUCCAGGGUCGGAUGCUGCAUGUCCUGCCCUCCACCAUUAAGAAGGAAGAAGGGGAGAACCCCGAUGCCGCGGGGACCUCUUCCUACAAGAAGCAAAAGGCGUCCAAGGACAAAGCCAACAGUUCCAGUUCUCACAACUGGAACACACUAUUUAUGGGGGCGAACGCUGUGGCAGACGCUAUUGCACAGAAAUACAACGCCUCCAAGAGCCAAGUUUUGGAUCACGAGGGCAAGGGCAGCGUGGCAGUGAGGGUUGCCUUGGGUGAAACAGAGCUCGUACAGAAGGUCCGCCAGUUCCUGCUAGAAAAUGGGGUCAGCCUGGACUCCUUCAGCCAGGCUGCUGGUGAGCGAAGUAAAACCGUGAUGCUGGCGAAGAACCUGCCUGCCGGCACGACGGGAGUAGAGCUGGAGGAGACGUUUGGGGGCUACGGCAGCCUCGGGCGGGUGCUGCUCCCCGAAGGCGGAGUGACGGCGAUCGUGGAGUUCCUGGAGCCCACGGAAGCCAAGCGGGCUUUCACAAAGCUCGCCUACUCAAAGUUUCGGCAUCUCCCUCUGUACCUCGAAUGGGCUCCGAUGGGCGUCUUCUCUGGCCCUGGGAAGAGAGAACUUGAUAUCACAGGAGACAAAAAGGAAGGUGAGGUGCAGGAGCAAACUGGUGUCUGUGAAAAGGAUGAAGCUGAAGUUGAAGCAGAGCCAGAGGAAGACAAAAUGGCGGUGGAGGAAGAGGAGGAGGAGGAGGAAGAAGAAGAUGAUGAAAGCCUUCCAGGGUGUACGCUCUUCAUAAAGAACCUCAACUUUUCCACCACCGAGGAAACUCUAAAAGAGGUUUUUUCCAAAGUGGGAAUCGUGAAAGGUUGCACCGUCUCAAAGAAGAAAGACAAAGCUGGCACGCUCCUUUCCAUGGGGUUUGGAUUUGUGGAGUACAAGAAACCAGAACAUGCCCAGAAGGCCCUCAAGCAGCUGCAGGGCUGCUCCGUGGAUGGCCAUCAGCUGGAAGUAAAGAUCUCUGAAAGGGCUGUCAAGUCAGCGGUGGCUUCGACCCGCAAGAAGCAAACCGGCAGGAAGCAAAAGAGCUCCAAGAUCCUUGUGCGCAACAUCCCCUUCCAGGCGACGGUGAAAGAGAUCAGAGAGCUUUUCAGCACCUUUGGAGACCUGAAAACAGUCCGCCUGCCAAAGAAGAUGGUUGGAACGGGAACGCACCGUGGUUUCGGCUUUGUGGACUUCCUCACGAAGCAGGACGCUAAGAGAGCCUUCAGUGCCCUGUGCCACAGUACCCAUUUGUACGGCAGGAGGCUGGUCUUGGAAUGGGCGGAGCCAGAAGAGACGGUGGAGGCCCUGCGGCGGAAGACAGCAGAACAUUUCCACGAUUCUCCGAUCAAGAAGAAGCGGUCGGCUGCCCUAGAAGAAAUCCUGGAAAAGAUGGAGGAUGAAGGGGGCGACGAGGAAGACAACUAGGAUUCCUGCUCCGAAACUAUACCUACGCAGAGCAGUUCCAACUCAAGAAAUUGUCGAGAAGACAAUUUCCCCUGGGAAACAAAGUGGAUCGCUCCCUCAACACACACACACCCCAAAGAAGAGUGCCUUGGACAAAUACCCAGAAGGCAGUGAUACUCAUCAAAUGGUGCCUCCAGAUCUUUCCUGGCUAGGAUCUGAGAGAGCAACAGUGAUCACCUCCUGCAUCCCAGCCUGAAAAACAACCACAUCCGCUUUUUAACCCAACAGACCAAGCCAACCUUCCCAGGAAAUGUCUCGCACCAGUUUGGAGUUCCCCCCACCCUCCCCUUCUUGAUAGUUUGUGCAGGUUUCAAAAAGAGUGUACAUAUUUUAUUUUUAAAUGCAUGGUUAAAGAACACAUCUGGAUAGUAAUGUCAAAUAAUAUCCCCUUUUUAUGCUGCC